Ixodes scapularis (black-legged tick) is the source of this 2083-nucleotide messenger RNA. Its product is annotated as alpha-(1,6)-fucosyltransferase-like. Bases 8 to 1465 code for a protein of 485 amino acids. Gene Ontology annotation, biological process: protein N-linked glycosylation. Lineage: Eukaryota; Metazoa; Arthropoda; Arachnida; Ixodida; Ixodidae. The transcript is spliced from 8 exons. Gene Ontology annotation, molecular function: alpha-(1->6)-fucosyltransferase activity. The record is from RefSeq and is a predicted model, not a curated record.
UACUGACAUGUCCUCAUCGGCAAGCAAAAUCACGGAAUUGUUUGAUUCCACCAUGGUGAAACAGUUUUAUGACAAGCAGGCGACAAUAUUCAACCGACUUCAAUUUGGAAUAAACGACCUGCGAAAUUUCCUUACUUAUUAUUUACGAACCAAGAGGGAUAAGAAGAAAAAGGUGCCUAAAUCACCAAUUCUUGAGAAGUCUAUGGACUUCUUGAGCAUUGCGCAAAUGGACGUCAAACGCCUGAAGCGUCUGGAUGGUGUGCAAGACCGUAUUGCGGAAAAUAUGAAGAAACUUGGAAUCUACGUACAACAAACGAUUCACGAUUUGCAAAAUCCGGGCAACUGCAGCUUGGCUCCGAAGCUGCUCUGUCCUCUGACGAAAACGAGCGGACUGGCGUCGGCUGUCCACUACCUGCUCUACUGCUUGGUGCUGGCGUUGCGAGGGGGAAGGACGCUCGUGGUGGACACCACCAAGUGGCCCUACGCCCCCCGGAACAAGUGGGUCAAGACGUUCCUCCCGAUCUUGGGUCCGUCUUGUACGGAUGCCGACACGAGGGGCACGAGGAAGAACCCAAUCCCACAAGUGAGUAAGGUUAAGGAGGACAUCGUUGACAUUCCAUCGGCCAUCGCCGAACCCCUGGUGGCAAAUCACGGAAGCCCCUUCGCCUGGUGGUACGGACAGCUCAUGAGCUACAUACUCAGGCUCCAAACCACGGCGUUAAAAAAAAUCACGGACUUCAAGACGUCCACUGGAUACAAGCACCCUAUCGUUGGAGUGCACAUCAGGAGGACGGACAAGCACACGGAGGCAGCCUUUCACGACGUCCAAGAGUACAUGGUCCGGGUGGAGGAUUACUACGCCGAGGUCUCUCUGACGAGGCACGUCGAAAAGAAGAGGGUGUUUGUGGCGACGGACGAACCCCGUGUCGUGGACGAGAUCCGGACAAAAUAUCCCCAGUACGAGGUGAUCAACAACGAGGUGUCUUCCCAGCAGGCACAAACCAGGAUCACCAGACGAAACAACUCGGCGCUCUUGGGCGUGAUGCUCGACAUCACCCUGCUGGCCGAGUCGGACUUUCUGGUCUGCACAUUGUCCUCUGGGUUUUGCCGGGUAGCCUACGAGCUGAUGCAAACCCGACAUCCCGAUGCCUCGCUGAGGGUGACUUCUCUGGACGUGGAGUACUACUACGCAUCCAUCUCCUUCCCACCGGUGAAGGCGCUAUACGGCAACCGACCGGCGUCGAAGAAAGAACUUGGCUGGCCAGGGGCCGGCGUGCUGAUUGAGAAACCCUCGAACAUCUGGGCACUCUACGAGGCGAUUUUAAAGAAGUACAACAACGGUUUCAACCUGGGUCGCCUAUUGGGCCCCUCCAAGAGCGGCCAAACCAAACAGUAUCCGAGGUUUAAAACCACGCAGACGUACCGUGUUGUAAACUUCAAGGCCUUUACCUCGCCCUUACCUUAAAAAAAGCUUUUGCAAGAACAAAGAAAGCGUCAUCCGGGUUUGAACCUAUUUAUUUUGCAAAGCUCGCAGCGCCACCCGCAGCGCCGAAAGGAAUGCCGGGAACAGCCUGUAUACAGAACCGGUUGUAGCAGAGCGCAGGGGCGACCUUGGGGGCGACGAUGGACACGCACGCGGGCAACUGCGCUACCCUCCUCCUCCCUGUCUCUACUCAGGGACACGUGCUAGGUUUUUAUUUAUUUAGUAAUACUGCUCACCUCGUGGAGGCGAUAGCAGGAGUGAAACUGUACAUAUCUGAAAAAAAAGAAAAUAGUGCCGUUAUACACAGUUCAAAAUCUCGGCAGUGCCUUGCUGCAACGCGACACAGACAAGCAAAGUGACUCGCUCAUCCAAUCCCAUCGGAAAACACUCGCGAAUAUAGAAUGCAUAAUAUACAAUCAAGAUGCAACUCACACGUACAACAACCAUUUACUUUUCUAACCGAUUUGGGAGAGGAACGAAGACAAGGUUGAACUAUUCAGAAUAGUUCAACAUACACAAAAGUUCAAUAUUAAUGAUUGCGGCACCCGUGGAUCACAUCGGUUAUCCUUGCUUGACACAGACAGAGAUAAGGCGUUACGA